AUGUGGUUUAUUUCACUUUUAUUUGAAAUAUUUCUUACAGUCACGCUUAUAACAUCUGAAUUUGUUAAAGAUGACUUGUUAUCAUCAAUUUUGCGUUCAAACAAAGAAUUUGAUGCUAAUAAUGAAGAAACUGUAGGUUACAAUAAUAAUAGACAACAUAAAGAUGCAGAAGUGGCUAAACAAAAGGCUGAAGUAUUAAAAAAGGUAAAAAUAUAUGAAAAGCAACUAGACGCAUUACAAGAUUUAGAUUCAGUGAAUCAGAGGUACCAAAGAGAUCCAGUAUUAAAUUUUAUUGGUAGGAGAUGGAAUCGAGAUAAGAGAAGCAAGAAAAAACCUGAUACAAGUUACUCGUCUAGUUCUAGUAUAGAAUUAAAGAAGUGGAAAGAUGAAUGGAAGGAUCUCUGGAUGCAGAAGAAGUUGGAGGCUAUUAACUCUUCAGUGCCAAAAGGAGAUACCGUUAACAUGGUUGCUGCAAGACCGUGGGGAGUCCCUUGUGGGGAUCCAAAUCAACACGACGCACCCUGGGGAACAUGUAUGCUGCCUAUGGAAUGUGAGGCAGAGUACCGGAUCUAUCGUGGUGACUAUUUUUGUGGUCGCACGAAGUUUAUUUGUUGCGCGUUGCAAAUUACUAACUAUGAUCUAUACGCUGGUUUUGAUGUAUCCUUUGCUGAUUCAAGUUUAGCCACAGAUACUGAAGAAAAGAAUAACAGAGUGAGAGGAUCUAAAGAACGAAAGAGAAGAAAGAAAAUACGUGAUAAGAAACGUAGAUUAAGAGAAAGAGUGAAACGUAAACGAAAAAUCAAGAGGACGAUUCAAAAAAUUAUACGGGAAAUUAGAAUUAUAUUAAAUAGAUCGUACAAAAAUGGCACAACAAGCAGGAAGAGAAAGACGAAACAACUGAAAAAAUUCAUAAAGAGUUUGAAGAAUAAAUACAUUACAGACAGAAAGGCGGUUAAAGACAUCCAUGAAAUGGAGUUGAUUAAAAUUGAUGCAGCUUUGAUGAAACGUUUGAAUGAAAUUAGAGGAAUGAAUCAGCAGUAUGUGAGAAAUGCUACAUUUAGAGCUAUGAUAGCAAACGGUACGAUAAGCAAGCAAAACGCCAGGAUGUUAAUUAAAGCGUAUCCAGAAUUGGCGGACAUGUUGCAAACAAGACGCAGAGGAAGGUCAAGAGGAGACAGGCGUAAAGACUAUUUAGAUUACGAUAUAGAGUAUGGAUAUCUCUAUUAU
Molecule: messenger RNA, 1227 nt
Organism: Brenthis ino (lesser marbled fritillary)
Lineage: Eukaryota; Metazoa; Arthropoda; Insecta; Lepidoptera; Nymphalidae
Source: the annotation of a GenBank genome assembly